AUGGCAGAAGUCCCAGUAAUCCAAAUCCUCGACAAGAAGGAUUUCUUCAAGCAGGCCCUCGUGCCGCUCCCAAACGAGCUGCCGCUGCCGCCCUUGGCCGCCUCCUCCCUGAGAAUCAAGACCGAAGUAAUGUGUCUGACCAUGAACAACUUCACCUACUGCAAGCUCGGCUCGCUGCUCAACUGGUGGGACGUCCACCCGCUACCGGCCUCGACGCUGGCGCCCUACAACGACGCCGACACCUACGGCCGCAUCAACUGCUGGGGCUACGCCCGGGUUCUCGAGUCCACCUCCGCCGCCGCCCCGCCCGGCAGCUACCUCUGGGGCUACCUCCCGAUCGGCACGCUGCCGCUCGACAUGGAUGUCCGCGCCGGCGCCGUCCCGGGCCAGGUCCUCGUCACGAGCGCUUACCGUCAGCACCUGAUGCCAAUCUACAACCGCUACAUCGUGGUCCCCGACCCCGAAGCACUCUCGGCCGAGAUCGCCCGCAGGGCCGACGGCGUCGCCUACGAUGCCCUGCUGCGCGUCAUGCACGAGACCGCGUACCUGCUCUCGGCCUUCGUCUUCGCGCCCGACCCGCACGCGACCGUGCCGCCUGGCCCGGACCCGACGGGCUGGGGGGCGGGGAAGGCAGAUCUGGACGAUGCGACGGUACUGGUGUUCGCGCCCGGGUCGAAGGUCGCGCUGGCUUUUGCGCACGUCCUGCGCUCGCCUGCGCGCACGGGCGCGAAGCCCCGCCGAGUCGUGGGCGUUGCGAGCGAGUGGUCGCGGUCUUUCGUCGAGGGGACUGGGCUCUACGACGCCGUCAUGUCCUCUUCCUCUCAGACCGACCCAGUGGCCGUCCUGGCAGGUCUAGGAGCGGACCCCAAGGACCUGCGUGAUGACAAAGUCGUCAUCUUCGACUUUGGCGGGCGAGGCGGCGCGCCUGCGAAAUGGGCUGCGGCACUUCAGCCAGCGGUUGCCGAGCUCCUGUUCGUGGCCAUCGGCGGGGAGGUGUCGGACCCGGGCAAGGACGAUGGAACAGCGGCGGGAAAGCCGCCGGCGCCACCGUUUGAGAUGGUACAGGCGAAUGCGGAUGAUAUGCGCAGUGCGGCGAUGGGCAAGGUGGGCGAGCGGGCUUACUUUGAGGGCCUGGGGGCGUCGUGGGUGACGAUGCGGGAGGAGGGAGUGAAGGGGUUUAAGGUGCGGUGGGGCGAGGGGAUGGUGGAUGUGAGGGAGGGGUGGGAUGAGUUGGCUCGGGGGCGCGUGAGGCCGGAUGAGGGAUUGGCUUUCAAGCUGUGA
Anthostomella pinea is the source of this 1281-nucleotide messenger RNA. NCBI's taxonomy places the organism in Eukaryota, Fungi, Ascomycota, Sordariomycetes, Xylariales, Xylariaceae. The record is from the annotation of a GenBank genome assembly.